This is a messenger RNA of Cadophora gregata, 684 nucleotides long. RefSeq lists its product as uncharacterized. The record is from RefSeq and is a predicted model, not a curated record. The transcript has a single exon. Bases 1 to 684 code for a protein of 227 amino acids. NCBI's taxonomy places the organism in Eukaryota, Fungi, Ascomycota, Leotiomycetes, Helotiales, Ploettnerulaceae.
AUGCCUACCAAUUUCGUUGAACUCGCCAUCCUCACACCUCUGCCCGGUCAAUCCCUCCACUCCCCUUCCUUUAUAAUCUCCCUCCAAAGGAUUCUCAACACACUCUCCUCUACACCCGGAGCUCUCAAAUUCCGAUUCCGCAUAUCGAUCUCAAAAACCCCUCAGCUCUUAUUCCUCGCAUUAUGGACCGACAAGUCCGGACAUGAAUAUCUCGAUAUUCAUGGUCUCGCGCCGAAAUUGAUGAAAGAAAUGUUUGUCCUUGUCAAGCCUGAUAUGGUGCAUUAUAUGUAUUUGGAUUUCAGCAACAUUGAUCUUGAGGCAGAAAAUGUGAGCGUCGAUAUAUUCUACGUGAAGGAGGGAAAGAGGAGGGAAUUCGAGGAAGUAGUGAAGAGUACGCGAAGGGUGGGAGGUUGGUAUGUGGCUAGGGGUCUGCCAGAGGCGCCGCUGGUAAUGCCAACUGAUGAGAAAGAGUUGAGGAUUGUAAGAAUGCAGAAGGAACGUGCUGAGAAGGCGAUUGGGGAGAAGGUGCCUGACGUGUGGGUUGGAAUUUCUACCUGGAACGAAGGAGGGGAGGGAUUUAGAGAACAGACGAGGGAAUUAGUAGAUAGAUGUGAGAGUGGGGUGUGGGGAAAGUAUUUGGAGGGGGGAAAGGAUGCACCGCUUGGUGGGAUUGACCUGAAGUGA